Messenger RNA from Kazachstania africana CBS 2517, 504 nucleotides. RefSeq lists its product as uncharacterized. The transcript has a single exon. Bases 1 to 504 code for a protein of 167 amino acids. The record is from RefSeq and is a predicted model, not a curated record. Lineage: Eukaryota; Fungi; Ascomycota; Saccharomycetes; Saccharomycetales; Saccharomycetaceae.
AUGUACAUAGCACCUGCAUUUCUAUUUUUUACACUUUCAUUAGCCAGAGCUAGUGCCAGCGAGCCCUCAAGGUACCCCAUGCAGUAUGUAUGGCAUGGUCUAACAAACAACUCCGCGGUAUUACAUAACGUACUCGCCUGUUUGUAUGCAAUACCUCAUACCGGAGACAUACAAGUGGGAUUGGAUGGUUCAGGUAUGUUAGGGCUGUACGUGAAUACAACUAGGUUCAGCGAAACGGCAGUGGCAGACACGUGGACAUUUUGCUAUGAGUACUUCAAUGCUACAUUCCAGAAUGUUAUUGAAUUUGGAAGCGAGCAAUUCGACGAGCUGAGAAACCAAACUUCCCUGAGUGACUUUGUCACCUCCAAUCGUCUUGUAGAAGUAGAUAGAUGGCCACGAAGGCAAGCGGGUCGCCGUCUACAGUACAGUAGCAGUAACACAUACGUUAAGACGACGGAAUAUGACGCUUUCUUUUGGGACUGGAAUACUGGAUGCAGUAGCUAA